This is a messenger RNA of Exophiala spinifera, 927 nucleotides long. RefSeq lists its product as uncharacterized. NCBI's taxonomy places the organism in Eukaryota, Fungi, Ascomycota, Eurotiomycetes, Chaetothyriales, Herpotrichiellaceae. The record is from RefSeq and is a predicted model, not a curated record. The coding region runs from base 1 to 927 and encodes 308 amino acids. The transcript has a single exon.
AUGAAGUCGAUCUUUGGCUGGGGGCUCCUGGCCUCGACAUCUGGCAUUGGCUUUUCCGAGUUUGUGACCCAAAAGAAUGGUCUUCAAGUCGAUGUCUACCACCAACCGCCAGCUGUGGUGGCCUACCAGAACUCAACUGAUCUCUCUUUCUCUCCCACUGCCUUCACCUUGAUCCACGGCGAACACGACGCGGUUCUUGUCGAUUCCCCGGCAACAAUGGCUCAGGGCAAGGCUCUGGCUGAGUGGAUACAUGAGACCAUCCCCGGCAAGCAACUGAAAACAGUGUACAUCACACAUGGACACGGCGAUCACUUCUUCACUGGACCCAUCAUACAACAGAAUUUCCCUGGGGCCCAGGUGGUGGCGAAGAAAGACGUAUAUGACCAUAUGUUGCAACAAUACGAGCCCACCUUCUUCAACUCCUUUUGGGCAUCACUGUUUCCCGGGGGCCAAAUCACGGACAGUCCAUUUUCGGCCAAGGUGUUGCCGGAAAACGGAACGUUCUACCUCGAAGGACAUGUACUGCAAGCCGUCGAGGUUGGUCAAAGUGACACUUAUAACACAACUGUUUUGCAUGUUCCAGACCUGGACCUGGUAGUUGGAGGAGAUGUGGUAUACGGCCAUUGCCAUCAAUUGUUCGCAGAAGACUCAACCCACGAAUUGAGACAAGAGUGGUUGAACAGUCUGGACAAAGCAGCUGCGCUGAACCCGGAGUUUGUUAUCCCUUCUCAUAUGCAACCUCACGAUGGAUAUCAACCAAGCCACAUCAACGAGACGAAACGGUACAUCCACGUUUGGGAGCAACUUCUAGCCUGUUCGAGCAGCUGGGAAGAGCUAGAGGCCAAGGUCAAGAAGGCGUUUCCGCUGCGCACUGGCAAUUUCAUCCUUCGCUGGACCUGCCAAGCACCCUUCAACGCGGCCUUUUAA